This is a messenger RNA of Dioscorea cayenensis subsp. rotundata (Guinea yam), 1863 nucleotides long. Its product is annotated as mitogen-activated protein kinase 4. NCBI's taxonomy places the organism in Eukaryota, Viridiplantae, Streptophyta, Magnoliopsida, Dioscoreales, Dioscoreaceae. Gene Ontology annotation, biological process: protein phosphorylation; intracellular signal transduction. The transcript has 3 exons. Bases 378 to 1493 code for a protein of 371 amino acids. Gene Ontology annotation, molecular function: ATP binding; MAP kinase activity. Gene Ontology annotation, cellular component: cytoplasm; nucleus. The record is from RefSeq and is a predicted model, not a curated record.
CUCAUUGGAAGGCAAGUCUUGUUCGCUUUGGGUAGGCGAUGGAAAUGGGGUUUGGGGAGGGUUAGGUUUUUGGAUAAUUGGGGCGGAUUCCAAGCUCCGUGGAGAUCUCUUUGGAGGAGGGUUUUAUUUCCAGCUCCCAAUUUUCGGAUCGUGGUGAAAAGAUCGUACCUUGUGGUCUUCUUCUUCUUCUAGGGUUUUCUGAUGGGGAUUUGGUGAUCUGAGAGUGAAUUGAUGGUGGGAUGAAUGAUUGGUAAUAGCGCAGCUGUGGAGGUCGCUGGAGGAGGAGGAGGAGACUGGAAUCUGGAGUUGUGAGUGUUGGAUUUAGUUCAAUCGUUUGGGAGCGUCGUGAUCUUGAGUUUUGUGGUGAUUUGAGGAAAAUGGCUAUGAUGGUAGACCCCCCUAAUGGAAUUGGAAACAGAGGAAAGCAUUACUACUCAAUGUGGCAAACCUUAUUUGAGAUUGAUACCAAGUAUGUUCCUAUUAAACCCAUUGGCAGGGGAGCUUAUGGAGUAGUUUGCUCUUCUGUAAACAGAGAAACAAGCGAGAAAGUUGCAAUUAAGAAAAUAAAUAAUGCCUUUGAUAAUCGUGUUGAUGCACUUAGAACUUUGAGGGAAUUGAAGCUCCUUAGACAUCUGCACCAUGAUAAUGUUAUUGCUCUGAAAGACAUCAUGAUGCCAGUCCAUAGGAGAAGUUUCAGGGAUGUCUAUCUGGUCUAUGAACUCAUGGAUACUGAUUUACAUCAAAUUAUCAAAUCCUCUCAAGCACUUUCAAAUGAUCAUUGUCAAUAUUUUCUCUUCCAGUUGCUUCGAGGACUGAAGUAUCUCCACUCAGCAAACAUACUCCAUAGGGACUUGAAACCAGGGAACCUCCUCGUCAAUGCAAACUGCGACCUCAAGAUAUGCGACUUUGGUCUGGCUCGUACCAACAGUACAAAAGGCCAGUUCAUGACUGAGUAUGUUGUUACCCGCUGGUAUCGUGCGCCGGAACUGCUCCUUUGCUGUGAGAACUAUGACACCUCCAUUGAUGUGUGGUCUGUGGGCUGCAUUUUUGCUGAACUUCUAGGCCGGAAGCCUAUCUUCCCUGGCACAGAAUGCCUCAACCAGCUCAAACUCAUCAUCAACGUGCUUGGAACCCGUACUGAUGCUGAUCUUGGCUUCAUUGAUAAUCCAAAGGCCCGGAAGUAUAUAAAGUCCUUACCAUACACACCUGGCACUCCUUUUAGCACUCUAUAUCCCCGUGCAAAUCCGCUUGCUAUUGAUCUGCUGCAGAAAAUGCUUGUUUUCGACCCAUCUAAGAGAAUUAGUGUUACUGAGGCUCUGGAACAUCCUUACAUGUCUCCCCUUUAUGAUCCAAACUCCAACCCCCCAGCUCAGGUCCCGAUUGAUCUUGACAUUGAUGAAGAUCUCGGGGAAGAUGUGAUCCGGGAGAUGAUGUGGCAGGAGAUGUUGCACUACCAUCCAGAGUCUGCGGCUGCCACUGCUGAUGUGAACUAGUAUGAUCUGCUCAUCAUCUCAAGCUGUGUCUAAUUAGAAGCUCACUUGUGAACCAAGAGAGCAUGCCGCCAAAGUUUCAGUUAUUCCUGUAGGAUUAUGCUUGCUGCCAGACUUUCAUAGUUGUAAAUAUGUUCAAGUUUCAUGAGACCGACGUGUUUGGUACCUACCCUUGUAUAAUUUUUGGUGGUUGAUGACGGAUUGUAAGAUGCUGUGAUUUACCAGCUCUAUUAUUCUGGUGAUAUCACAACAAUGUCUUACAGGUGAGUUAUGGACAUUUGAGUGUAGUUUUUCGCCUAUGGUUUUUUAGUACUCUAUGACUCAUUAAUCUCUAGUAGUAGUUUUAAAUAGCUCAUUUGCUAUUUUCCUUUGA